GAAAACUUUAUGGGUAGGAAUUUCUAUUAUCUUUUGUGUAUAGGCUUUCUAAAUCUAAAGAAAAAAAAAAAAAAAACCCUAAAUCAAUGUAGUAAUACGUGGUCGUAUAAGAGCAUACACCUUUUUGUUGACGAAAGCAGGCACUAUAAUCACACAUGUGAUUCCUGCUUUAGUCUUUCCCCCAUCGUCACACUCGAUUUUUACCCUCCAAAUCUCUCUCUCUCUCUCUCAGUCCGUCCCCAUCCUUCUCCCUCCAUUUUCACACCUUCUCUCUUCUGACCGUUUAUUUUCCCCUCUUCUGCCCCAGACUGACUCUUGACUUCCUCUUCUUCUUCUUCACUAUUCCUUAUCAGUCCAGUUCCAAUGCCAUCCUUCUUCCCCUUACCCAUUCUCAAUCUCCCUCCUUCUCCAUGGAUUCUCAGUCCAUCUGAAAUUCCCCCUUAUUCCGCCCCUUUCCCUCCACUCCCGCUGCUUCUCCCUAUUAUAAUCCCCUUCUCCAUUACUUGUUUCUUAUAAUAUAUAUAAUAAUAAUAUAAUUAUUGUAAUAAGAUCUUUGAUUUGAAGUUCAAUUUUGUUCUCUGUAUGAUGGUAGCUCAAACUGCUUUCUCCGAUUCCAACGAUGUUGACAUCAGCGGCGUGAGCAGUAGCAUAUGCUGUGCCGGCGGCAACAACCAUACCACCGCCACCGACUCAUCGCUUUCCCCUGAAUCUCUCCUCCAUAAUCCCCCGCCCGACGUCGUUGCGCUUAGGCGGCUCUCCGAGACCUUGGAAUCGAUCUUCCUCUGUGAUGCCCCUGCCGCGUCUUCGACGGAGUUUGACUUCUAUGCUGACGCCAGGAUCGUUGCCGCCGGAGGCAGGGAAAUCCCCGUCCACCGUUGCAUCUUGUCUGCUCGGAGCCCGUUUUUCAAGGGCGUUUUCUCCGGUUCUGCUUCCAAGGACAAGGUUCCGGUGAAGAUUGAGCUCAAGGAGUUGCUCAAGGACUAUGAAGUGAGUCCCGACGCGCUUGUGACGGUGAUGGCGUACUUGUAUAGCGGCAGAGUUAGGGCGGCGCCCAAGGAUGUGUGUGUAUGUGUGGACGAUGAUUGCCCCCACGUGGCUUGCAGACCUGUUCUGCAGUUCAUGGUUGAGGUUUUGUAUGCGUCUUUUACCUUUCAAGUUGCCGAGUUAAUCGCCAAGUUUCAGAGGCACCUACUGGAGAUUAUUGACAAGGCUGCAGCAGAUGAUGUAUUGUUAGUUCUGUUAGUUGCAAACAUUUGCCGCAGUGCUUGUGAGAGAUUGCUCAGUACAUGUAUUGAAAUUAUAGUUAAAUCAGAUGUUGAUAUUAUCACUCUAGAUAAAGCAUUGCCGCAUGAUAUUGUUGAGCAAAUCAUGAAUAGCCGUAAGGAGCUAGGUUUGGUAGGAGCUGAUGUUAUGAAUAGUUUUCCGGAUAAGCAUGUAAAAAGAAUUCACAGGGCUUUGGAUUCUGAUGAUGUGGAAUUAGUCAGAAUGCUGCUUAAAGAGGGGCAUACCACGCUAGAUGAUGCGUGUGCGUUGCAUUAUGCAGUGGCCUACUGCGAUGCAAAGACGACAACUGAGCUUCUUGAUCUAGCCAUUGCUGAUGUCAACCAUAGAAACCUUAGGGGAUACACGGUGCUUCAUGUUGCUGCAUCGAGGAAGGAACCUAAAAUCAUAGUUUCCCUUUUAACAAAGGGUGCCAGACCAUCUGAUCUCACGGCGGAUGGAAGGAAAGCCCUUCAGAUCUCUAAAAGGUUGACCAGAGCUGCUGAUUAUAAGAAGCCCACUGAGGAAGGAAAAGCUUCUCCAAAGGAUCGCUUAUGCAUAGAAAUUUUGGAGCAGGCUGAAAGAAGAGAUCCAUUGCUCGGCGAAGCUUCAGUUUCUCUAGCUAUGGCUGGCGAUGAUUUGCGGAUGAAAUUAUUAUAUCUCGAGAAUAGAGUAGGACUGGCUAAACUUCUAUUCCCCAUGGAGGCCAAAGUUGCCAUGGACAUUGCACAGGUUGAAGGCACUACUGAAUUCCCAUUGGCUGCCAUUAAUCGGAAGGCAGCUCUUGCUCAAAGAACAGCUGUUGACCUAAAUGAGGCCCCUUUCAAGAUCCAGGAAGAACAUCUGAACAGAAUGAGAGCUCUCUCCAAAACUGGUAAGCAUAAGAAUUCAGAUCCUUUGCUGUCUGUUUGUUUCUUGCUUGGUAUAAUAUGGUUUGUCACAUUUUCUUCUUUAAAAAUGUACCGAGAUCCAAGAAUUUUGGAAAUUUUUUAUAUGAAAGAUCAAAAUGAGCUAGAAGUAAGACAUAGUUUUAUUAUGUUGAUAUUUUAUUAACUUCCUUUACGAACAAGAUUGGGGAAACUAAACUACAUAUAUUGGACAGUCAAUUUGGUUUCAUGCUAGGGUCCAAUCCAAGAACAUAAGAUGUACAUAUGGUUUGUUGUUUCUGAAAGCAUCAGCAUAUAUGUGGUAGUUAUCCGAAACACACUGGAAAUGUUGGCAAGUCAAAGCCCGAUGUUUGUGCUAGGUAAAACCCUGCGGAAGGCGUGGUAAAUUGAAAACCAUUACAUAAACGAUUUAGAGUAAUACAUGAACAGGGAGGCUGUGUACGAUGUUGUUCCUACAUUUUCUCUACAUAAAUCCUUUUCGACACACAGUACAGUACGUUAAACAAGUAAUAAUAAUAAGAGAAGAAAAAGAUGAAGCGAACUCGAAUGAAUCAAUAUAAUAUAAAAUUACUAGAUUGCCAUUUUACUAUCUGAAAAAUGAAACAGGAAGUACAGUAUGUAUGCAUUUUAGCACAUUAUAUCCUGUGUUGAUUUCUUCACUACUUUGUAGCCAACCUUACAUUUUAGAAUAAUAAAGCUUGAUGGUUAUUUUCUUUCCCAUAACUCGGGUAGUAUCUGAGAGCAAGCAUAUUCUUUGAAUUUUGAACAGUUGAACUAGGAAAGCGCUUCUUUCCUCGUUGUUCUGAAGUACUCAACAAGAUUAUGGAUGCUGAUGACCUCUCUGAGAUAGCUUACAUGGGGAAUGAUACCCCAGAGGAGCGUCAAUUGAAGAAGCAAAGGUACAUGGAACUCCAGGAUGUCUUAACUAAAGCUUUUAGUGAGGAUAAGCAAGAGUUUGAUAAGAACCACCAUUUAUCAUCAUCUUCUUCGUCGACAUCCUUGAGCAUGAUGAAGUCCCGUAUUAGCAAGCUCAAUUUGAAAAAAUAGGGUAUUGCGGAACUGUAGAUAGGAAACAUAGGUUUUCUUGUAUUAUAUGUUUUUAUUAUUUUAGAUCUCAUGAGCAUUAGUUGUUUCACAGUGCCCUAGUUUUGUAUGCUCUCCUUGUUAAGAUCAUAGGAGAUAUUUGAGUGGAUAGGUCUCUGUUGUUGUAAUCUUAAUGUACAAUUUGUGCAUCCGAAAAAAAAAGGAAAAUACUGUAUCAAGUGCGGCUCUCUCUGUAAUCAUCGUCCCUUUCUUUUCAUCUAGGGUCGUAGAUUGAAAAUCCUUGCGCCAACUAGUAAGAGCUGUACUCGUUGCAUUGUUUCGGAACAAUAAACAAGACUUUUCCUUCGGGAGUUUGAAAUUCUACAGUGAUGCAAGAUUGGGGCCUGUUUGAUGUGGCACUUUUGGGAUCUUUUCAGGUAAACCAUUGCCAAACGUUUGUAGAGCGUUCCAUCGGACAAGACCCAACUAGCUAGCUCCAGAUUGAAGAUGUGUAGUUUUCAGACUAGCUACAUAGGGGGACUGAAAUAGGUAAGACGCAGUUAAUGAAGAUGUGGUCGAGAUUUGGCCUAACCUUACUACACGUGGAUGUUCCUCGGCGGGUUGAGUGAUUUGUUUCUCCGAAUUAGAAGAUUUGGAAUGAACAGUAGAUUUUGAUUGGAGGUGUUGGUCAUAAUCACCGAGUUUAUAGAUUUCUUUGAAGUUUCUAGUGUUCACCUCUACUUUGGCAAUUUGUCACUUUAUACUGUUUUCAUGGGGCCGUUCUCUUUACAAUUGAAAGGAACAGAUUUUGGUGAUCUACAAUGUCCAAAUUUGGGGAACAGACACCAGCUUGGCUUUAUGAUUGCGAGAAAUAAUGUGAGGUCUAAGAUGCUUUUAAAUUUGUUAAAUACGAAAAUGGAUUGCGUGAAACCAAUGGAGAAGAGGA
Messenger RNA from Oldenlandia corymbosa var. corymbosa, 4116 nucleotides. Lineage: Eukaryota; Viridiplantae; Streptophyta; Magnoliopsida; Gentianales; Rubiaceae. The record is from the annotation of a GenBank genome assembly.